AUGCUGCUUUCAAAAGAAGCAGGGUUCAAAGUCCAAUUUGCUACUGAGACUGGAAAGACCCCAGAAUGUGACAAGAGGAUGAUGGAGGGUAUUACUGGAAAACUUCUGGGCGCAAAAGCUGCUGUGGUAAAAGAAUACGAAUCCAUGCUCGAGUCAGAUGAGGCUCGUCAUCCGCUGUCAUGGACCGCGCCUGGUUUCUCGCUCGACGAGUAUAACCUCGUCCUCUUCCCUGGCGGACACGAUAAAGCUGUGCGACAAAUCAUCGACUCCGAGGAAGUGCACAAGCUGAUGCUUGACUACUUCCCCAAGACGAAGAAGCCGAGAAACAAUGCCGUAGGUGCGAUCUGUCAUGGCGUCAUGGUGCUGUCGUUUGCUAAAGGCAGCGAUGGUAAGAGCGUGCUUCACGAUUGUACCACGACUACACUACCUGGUGUCUUUGAGAGCUCCGCGUACUGGGCGACUAGGGCGCUUCUCGGUGAUUACUACAAGACAUAUGGCGCUGGUAGUGAGAACACGGAAGAUUCUGUCCGCCACCAUAGCCUCGUUGAUGAUAAGCAGUUCCUCCCCUCUUUCUUCUUUACUUCUGUGGCCUCGGAUUCCACUCCCAAGAAAUUACUUGCUGCAAUGGCCACGCCAAUUACUACAAGCAGUGCACAGUCAGUGGAUAUCGAUUUAUCCGCGCAGAGAGAUGCCGAGACAAGACCAGAGAUCGCCGAAAAGACGGCAUUGAUGGAGGUUUAUACAGCGACAGAAGGCGCCGCUAGACCUGGCGUUGGUGGUUCUGGGACAACUCACCUACCACUUCGAAAGUCCUCCCCUCCUCGGAUUCUGAGAAUUGGCACCCCUGCGCUGCUUCUGGUCAUUCCUCUUACAUACAUUAUUCUUCUGGCAAUCGUGGCCUCACUUCAUAACAAGAAGAAAAGCUCCUUCGGUGAGGAUACCCUUGAGGCUUUACAGCUGGCUGCAACUCUCUGGCCUAUCUCAUUCGCGGCGGUUAUCGGGCCGUUUCUCAAGACUCUUGCUUUGUUCAGCGCUGAACGAGGAACGACCCUCGGCUCGUUGGAGUUUCUGUUGACUGGCCAGACUACAGUAUCAACGUUGAAAAAUCUCUUUACCUUGAGGAUUCUUCGCAUAUGGACAAUUUCUAUUGCAGCAUUAUGGUGUUUAAGCCCUUUGGGCGGACAGGCAGUUGUUCGAUCGCUCGACUCGCGCACGAAUACGCAGAAUACAAACAUCCCUGCUGCGCAUUACUUCUCGCAGGUACCCCUAAUGGCUACCAGCGAGUACGCAUCGACGGGUUUUGAAGGAGAUAUAAACGCGUUUGCUGGUGGCACCAGGACAGCGUCAGCGUUAAGCGCAUUUCGAAGAACAGUUCUCGCUGCAUUAUCUGCAUCUGAGAUAUUGCUUUCACAUGCCAAUAACAUGUCAAGUCCCGAGUUCGAAACCGUUGUCAAAAAGCUAGGAGGGACGCCCCGGGCAGUUCGCCUGGGUCAACAAGAUCAAUGGCAGAAUGUCCGCAUUCCAUUUAUGGAGUAUCUCCCAGACUACGACGAUGGUAAUCCAAUGGCAUGGACGCCGGUGCCGUCAAAUCAAAUUGUCCCAUACUCUUCUUUUAUGGGUGUUCCCAUUCGCGGGGGGUCAUUUUCUCGGGUGGGCAAUUCCAGUAUGGUAUUGCAAUCGCGAUAUCAGAUCCUUAAGUGCGGCGAGGAAUUUGACGGCCGCCCUUGGCUACAACUCCAAUAUUCUGAAGAAAAACCAAAGGUCUUUUGGCACAGAACGAAUUCAACCUCUUACGGGUCACUAGCUGAUCAGGAAUCCCUGUUGAACUACUAUGCUAACCUUGGGACCCGCCCAAGUAUGUGGUUGGACCUCGUUAACGACAACCUCACCUGGUAUCAUAUAUACCCGACUCGAAACCGGCUCGAGCCCGAAUCAUACCUACAGAUGGUUGUUGGGGGUGACUGUCCAACGGGCUGGGGAAAGUCAACACCCACGCUUCGCGUGUGCAACGUUAGUACCUCAAAUGUUGACGCUACCGUAAACUGCACGCGAUCGGGUGAGUUCGGGGAUUUGGAAUGUCGAACCACGCAGAUCCGCAGGACGAAAGAUCCAAGGUUCUCGUCAAAUUUAACUGACCUCUCUGACGCGUCACUUGCCCAAGGGAUAUUUUUCGAAAUGCCGUUUACAACGGCAUCGUAUACGAGGGGGGAACCAAGCUCUCUCGAGAAAUUCAUCUAUGACCCUCUAAACAUGUACAGCGACAUAGACGAUCCCGUUUGGCCUUAUUUUGCAGGCUGUUUCACAAACAUAUCCCGAGCACACUUCGAAGGUGCUGACGGAACUACCCUUUCUGGGCGUAACGACCUUUGGCAUAAUACCACCGCAACCUGGACCGAAUUCACCGAGAAGCAGUAUACCAUGAAUGCCGCAUGGUUCUGUGUUUCUGCGAUAUCAACACUCAUACUAUUGGCUUGUACCAUAGCCAACAUUGUCAUUCGCCAGAUUAUUGUGGCUCCUGACUUCCUUGAAAGCAUUGACGGGCUGACGCGAGACUCUCCUUACAUCAAGAUUGCUGGUGAUUCUCCCUACACGAGAAGUGGCGUCAGUGCAGGAGAUCGACUUCUUGUAACAAAGAAAAUAAGGGUUCAGAUACAGGAUGUUCAGCCCGACAUGGAUCUUGGAAAGAUUGCUCUUACUACAGAGGAAGGACACAUCAAGACUUAG
This is a messenger RNA of Fusarium subglutinans, 2724 nucleotides long. RefSeq lists its product as uncharacterized. The record is from RefSeq and is a predicted model, not a curated record. NCBI's taxonomy places the organism in Eukaryota, Fungi, Ascomycota, Sordariomycetes, Hypocreales, Nectriaceae. Bases 1 to 2724 code for a protein of 907 amino acids. The transcript is spliced from 7 exons.